AUGAAGAACUCUUCUUCGGAUAAUGUGUUUUUCAUUGAGAGCGAUGAAGAAGGUGAAGACAGGGAGUUCGGAAGAGAUGAAAUGGAUGGAAAUGAAUCGGAUUACUCCAAUGACUCAAAUGACAAUCAAGUACAGAGAAAACCAAGUUCUUACAGCAUGGCGUGGCCUCAAAGUUAUAGGCAAUCCAUUGAUCUGUAUGGUAGUGUGCCAUCGCCGAAUAUAGGAUUUCUCGGCACUUCAUCGCUCACACUCGCAGGAUUAGGAAGUUCUUUUCUUGGUUCAUCCUUGACAAGGAGGCAGACUGCUGAAUUUAUACCUCCGCUGAAAAAGCCUCUGGUACAACCAGUAGAUGAACAACAGCGAAAGAGCUCGAAAACAUUGCUUCCUCCUCAUCCAUCGAGGAAGUCUUCAAUGCGGAAGGAUCCAUCAAAGAUUUCUCAUGAAGUUCAGAUUCCUAGCCAAUGCUCUUUUGGACAAGCUGUGCUUAAUGGCAUAAAUGCCCUCUGUGGUGUUGGACUCCUUUCAGUCCCUUAUGCUCUUCAACAAGGUGGAUGGGCUGCACUUUCAGUCUUGCUGAUAUUUUCAAUGUUCUCCUUCUAUACUGGCUUGCUGUUGCGCUAUUGCUUGGAUAGUGAACCUGGACUAGAGACAUACCCUGACAUUGGCCAAGCAGCUUUUGGUACCACUGGGCGUGUUAUCAUUUCGGUAAUAUUAUACAUGGAAUUAUAUGCUUGUUGCAUUGAAUACAUAAUUCUUGAAAGUGACAACUUAUCUUCGUUAUUUCCAAAUGCACACUUGAGUUUGGGUGGAUUUCAAUUGAAUGCACACAUUCUAUUUGCAAUAAUUACCACAUUGGCUCUUCUUCCUACCGUUUGGCUCCGCGACCUUCGCAUUCUAAGUUACAUAUCGGCUUGUGGAGUUAUUGCGACGAUUGUUGUGGUUCUAUGCUUGUUAUGGGUUGGCGUGGUAGACGAUCUUCCUAUGCAUACAAAAGGAACAACAACACUUAAUAUUUCAACAUUUCCUGUUGCUGUUGGUCUCUAUGGUUACUGCUUCGCUGGACACGCUGUCUUCCCCAACAUAUAUACAGCUAUGGCAAAUCGAAACCAAUUCCCCGCAGUUCUCUUGAUAUGUUUUGCUAUUUGUACAACAAUGUAUUUCUCAGUAGCUAUUGUGGGAUACUCAAUGUUUGGAGAAAGUACAAUGUCUCAGUAUACGCUUAACAUGCCCCGGGAAUUGGUUGCCUCCAAAGUUGCUCUGUGGACUACGGUGGUUAAUCCAUUUACCAAAUAUGCUUUGAGUCUAACUCCAGUAGCAAUGUCUGUGGAGGAAUUGAUACCACCAAAUAAUCCCCACUUUCAGUUAUACUCCAUCCUCAUCAGAACAGCGCUAGUGGUUUCUACGCUGCUCGUUGGUCUUUCAGUUCCCUUUUUCGGUUUGGUUAUGUCAUUAAUUGGGUCUUUGCUCACAAUGUUUGUUUCUCUUAUUCUACCAGCUGCUUGUUUCCUAAGCAUCAAGCGUAGCAGAAUCAAGCGCUCUCAGGUAGCACUUUGUGUUGCAGUGAUUAUAGUAGGCCUUGUAUCAUCUGCUUUUGGAUCAUACUCAGCAAUCUCGGAGAUUAUUAAAGAAUUGUUUGCAUGA
Lathyrus sativus (Indian pea) is the source of this 1641-nucleotide messenger RNA. The record is from the annotation of a GenBank genome assembly. NCBI's taxonomy places the organism in Eukaryota, Viridiplantae, Streptophyta, Magnoliopsida, Fabales, Fabaceae.